Miscanthus lutarioriparius is the source of this 1752-nucleotide messenger RNA. NCBI's taxonomy places the organism in Eukaryota, Viridiplantae, Streptophyta, Magnoliopsida, Poales, Poaceae. The record is from the annotation of a GenBank genome assembly.
AUGCACGACGCGAACGACUCCGCCGAAGACGACUUCUACAGCGGCGGGGAGGCCGGUCUCGCCGCCAGCGACGACGGAGACGCCGACUACGACUUCGCGGACCACGACUCCGACGACUCCACGGAGCUUCUCUCCCACAGACAGCAGCAAAAUUACAGUAUAUUGAGUGAAGUUGAUAUAAAGCGGCGCCAAGAGGAUGACAUAAAUAGGGUUUCAACUGUUCUUUCAAUUUCCAAACCAGAAGCAUGUGUUCUUCUCCGCAACUAUAACUGGAGUGUUAGUAAGGUGCAUGACGAAUGGUUUGCUGAUGAAGAGCGUGUUCGGAAGGUUGUUGGUUUACCAGAGAAGCAUAUUGAAAUGCCAAAUGACAGAGAAGUAACAUGUGGAAUAUGUUUCGAAAGUUGCCCUCGUGGGUCCAUGAGUGCUGCUGCAUGUGGUCAUCCUUUCUGCGGUACAUGUUGGAGAGGUUACAUUAGCACUGCUAUAAGUGAUGGUCCAGGAUGCUUGAUGUUGAGGUGUCCUGAUCCGUCCUGUGCUGCUGCUGUUGGACAAGAUAUGAUAAAUUCAUUGGCUGAUGAUGAGGAUAAGGAAAAGUAUGGGCGAUAUCUUCGCAGAUCUUACAUUGAAGAUAAUAGAAAGACAAAAUGGUGUCCUGCACCUGGAUGCGAAUAUGCAGUGGAAUUCGUCAUGGGCAGUGGCAGCUAUGAUGUUAAUUGCAACUGUUUAUAUGGGUUUUGUUGGAAUUGCACCGAGGAAGCGCAUCGUCCAGUAGACUGUGCCACUGUUUCGAAGUGGAUCCUCAAGAACAGUGCCGAGUCGGAGAAUAUGAACUGGAUACUGGCUAAUUCAAAGCCUUGUCCCAAAUGCAAGCGUCCUAUUGAAAAAAAUCAGGGAUGCAUGCACAUCACAUGCACUCCACCAUGCAAAUUUGAGUUCUGCUGGCUAUGUCUUGGUCCAUGGUCAGAGCAUGGAGAGAGGACUGGUGGAUUUUAUGCUUGUAACCGCUAUGAGUCAGCAAGGCAAGAAGGAGCGUAUGAUGAAUCUGAAAGGAGAAGAGAAAUGGCAAAGAACUCCCUUGAGAGAUAUACACAUUAUUAUGAACGAUGGGCAGCCAAUCAGUCGUCGAGGCAAAAGGCACUGGGGGACCUUCAAAGCCUACAGAAUGACAAGCUUGAAAAGUUAAGUGACAUACAGAGUCAACCUGAGUCACAGCUGAAGUUCAUUAUAGAGGCAUGGUUACAGAUUGUCGAAUGCAGAAGGGUAUUGAAGUGGACUUAUGCCUAUGGAUUUUACCUGCCAGAGCAUGAGCAUGCCAAAAGACAGUUCUUUGAAUAUCUGCAAGGUGAGGCAGAAUCAGGUUUGGAGCGGCUACAUCAGUGUGCAGAGAAAGAACUUCAAAUAUACCUUGACGCAGAAUGUCCCUCGAAAGACUUUAAUGAUUUCCGUACAAAGUUGGCUGGAUUAACUAGUGUGACUCGCAAUUAUUUUGAAAAUCUUGUCCGGGCUCUGGAAACUGGAUUAAAUGAUGUAGGCCCUUCCACUAGCCAUGGCACAUGCAACAAAAGCGCAACUUCCAAGAGCCUUGGUGGUAAAAGUAAGAGUGGCAAGAACAGGGCAUCAAGCACCAGUUCCAAAUCUGGCGGCUCAAGCCGAGGUGUGGAUGAUAGUAAUAUCUGGACGUGCGAUCAGUGCACAUAUGCAAACCCCAGAUCUGCCAGAGCCUGCCAGGCUUGUGAUCGCCAGCAUCGAUAG